Messenger RNA from Castor canadensis (American beaver), 2933 nucleotides. It is a transcript of the gene Dhrsx, whose product is annotated as dehydrogenase/reductase X-linked. Gene Ontology annotation, molecular function: oxidoreductase activity. Lineage: Eukaryota; Metazoa; Chordata; Mammalia; Rodentia; Castoridae. The record is from RefSeq and is a predicted model, not a curated record.
CUCCCAGCGCGCGCGGGCGGAGGACGGGGAAGACGCAGGGAGGGCCGCGUCGGCGGCAGGUGGACGGCGGCGGCCAUGUCGCCUUUGUCCGCGGCGCGGGCGGCCCUGCUGGUCUACGCGGUCGGAGCGGCGGUGCUGGUGGCGCAGCUGGUGCGGCGGUGCCUCGGGGGCUUCCUGGAGCCAGUCUUCCAGCCGCAGCCGGACCGCGUGGCCAUCGUGACCGGAGGGACAGACGGCAUCGGACUCGCCACCGCCAAGCACCUGGCCCGGCUGCGCAUGCGCGUCGUCAUAGCGGCAAACAACGAGACCAAAGCCCAGGAGGUCGUCCGCCAAAUCAAAGAAGAAACCCUGAAUGACAAAGUGGAGUUCCUGUACUGUGAUUUGUCUUCCCUGCGUUCCGUGCGGGAUUUUGUGCAAAAAUUCAAGGGCAAGAAAAUCCCUCUCCACGUCCUCGUCAACAACGCUGGGGUGAUGAUGGUCCCCGAGCGCAAAACCAAGGACGGAUUUGAAGAACACUUUGGCCUCAACUAUCUCGGCCACUUUCUGCUGACCUACCUCCUGCUGGACACCCUCAAGAAGUCGGGGUCCCCAGGCCACAGCGCCAGGGUAGUCACCGUGUCCUCAGCCACGCACUACGUGGGACAGCUGAACCUGGACGACCUUCAGGGCAGACGUGGCUACUCACCCCAUGGAGCCUACGCCCAGAGCAAGCUGGCCCUGGUCCUGUUCACCUACCACCUGCAGCACCUGCUGGACGCCCAGGGCAGCCACGUGACGGCCAACGCCGUGGACCCCGGGGUGGUCAACACUGAUCUGUACCAGCACGUCUUCUGGGGGACACGUCUGGUCAAGAAGAUGACCGGGUGGUUACUCUUCAAGACACCACAGGAAGGAGCAUGGACGUCCAUCUACGCGGCCGUCACCCCAGAGCUGGAAGGACUCGGUGGCCGCUACCUGUACAAUGAGAAGGAGACGUCGUCCCUCAAGGUCACCUAUGACCGGAAGCUUCAGCAAGAGCUGUGGGACCAAAGCUGUCACAUGGCCGGUGUCCCUGACAUCAGCCAGGGCGCCAUCUUGGAAUAGCUGCCUUCCCCUUUGUGACAACCGUGAUGUCGGCCAUUGUCACACCUGACUUUCCCAAGCUUGGCAGGAUCUCACCACAAAGCCUUGUCCAGGAUGGCCACCGACUGGGGUCACCUGGUCACCCCACAAGUGCCAUUAACUCAUAAACCAUGUCACCAAAGCGUGCCACUGACCUUGCUUGGUGUUCGAUGAGUGACGUCCUGUCACGGGGGACACUACCAAACACUGACACUUGAAGGUGACACGGGGACCCCAGACUCAGCAGCAGGUGAUCCUUGUGUUGGGACUUGGGGUGAGUCUGAAAGGGAUGUGGCGCCAUGUUGGUUGGUCUCAUUCAAGAUGGUGUCAGACACUGGUGCCAGUGUCACGGUGACAGCGGAGCUGGGGCCACGAUGGGACCUGGAUGGUGUCACCUGGGUUUCCCAUCACACAGUGACAAGGACAGUGUCUCCACUGGGAUCUGUAGGACUGGGGUCCUGUCUGCCCAGUCAAUAUGGCCUCCCUCUGGUUCAGGUCUUGGGUGUCCUUCCGUCCUUGAUCCUAGAAUAAACACCAUAGACCUUGUCAUCAAGUCAAGGGAAAGGGAAAAACGCCUUGAGGUCCCCCAGGCCCUGGUCACCAAAUCCUACAAUUGCUCUGCGCUUUCAUCAUCUUACAUUUUGCCUGGCUGUCUAUGUUUCCAUCGUCUGUGUCGCUCUUCCUUGAUCCAUCACCUUUCUGUGGACAUGUCACCCGUCAAUCUAUGAAUUCAUCUGUCACCUAUCAGUCCGUCCAUCCAUCCAUCCAUUGCCUGUCCAUCAGUUCCAUCGAUCGAUCGGUCACCGGUCUCUCGCACCCUUCACCUCUGACCCAUCAACCAGUAUGCCUCCCGAUGACGUCAUCAGCUGAUCAGUGGUGCCUCCAUCCGUGGGUAACCCACUGGUGACCUUGGGGUCUUCAUGGCCUUGUCACUCCCCACAUCCCCCCCCAACCCCGGGUAGAAAUCCUUUAAGGAAGACACAAGGGUGGGGGCCCCCCUGGCCUGGGAACGGUAAUUGAGUGACUCCAAGAUGGCAGGAAUUCUGAGUUGGCCAUUUCAGAAAUGGGCGAUCAAGAAGUCGCUCAGUGGUGGGUUGGAGGGUUGGUGUGUGAGAGAUUCGGGUUCUUGGGAUGGGUUUGUCAGCUGGAUUUGGGGUGCUGGGUGUCAGAUCUGGUGACAUGGGGGACUUGGAUGUCCCUAUGCUGGACCGGGCAGAUGAUUUGAAACCCCAGACAUCAGGGUUUCCAUAUAGGACCAGGGAAUCCAUACCGCACGCUUCCGUCCAUCAGUGGCAGUAUCUUCACCUUUGCAAAACCCCCAAAAAACGCAGUGGGCCUGUGAUUGAUUGACAGCUGCAGCCAGGGGGGCGUACUCUGGAGCUGUCAAUCAACACACAGGGGUCCUGCAUUUUUUAGGGAAUUUCCAGCUUCGGAUGGGAUUGAGCAGGACGUGACCCCAUGGCCACUUUAGGGUCAGUUGUGACUUUGUAACAUUCACGUGACCUUGGUUCGACAUCACUUGUGUCACACAGCGUUUCAUGGUGACAUGGUGGCAUGACGUCACCAGGCAUGUCUCCCCCGAUCCAAGAUGGCGGCAUCUUUCUGGCAUGACGUCAUCUUUCUGGCAUGACGUCACCAGGCAUGUCUCCCCCUGAUCCAAGAUGGCUGCGUCUUUCCCCCACCAGGCACCGGUCAUGUCCAAGAUACCUGGGGGCAGUGGGGCGUUUCACUUGCCUUCUUUUUUAUCAUUUUAUUUGGGAAAAUCCCUGUUUUCAUGGACUACUUUGAGGAAUAACUAAAAGGUAAAUAAAUGAAACAAAUUUUAACUUAAA